CACUGAAAAUACACCAUCUGAGAUGCUUCGAGACACCGAGGAGCACCGUCUUCGCUGCGCACUUUGGACAUAGAAACGCGGAGAGUGCUCGGAUCGCGCAUUGAUCCGAAUAAAGGGGACGGGAGGGGUCGAUCAUGGGGAACGAAGCGAGCCUGGAAGGAGGCGAAGGGCCUCCGUCUGGGCUUCCAGAGGGGCUGGCACCUGACGGGAAGGGCGGCUUCGUCCGGGUCCCCGAGGGGACUCCGGUCAACCUGAAUCAACUUAGCGAGGAGGAGAGACGGCAGCUCGCCGCGGCGAUGUCAAGGGCGCAAGGCAGGCAGCCCGGAGGCGCAGCAGCUGCACGAAGACCGUCAGAAUCUGAUGCACAGCAGCGUCCCCAGCAGGUAGGGGCCUCCAGGGGCCCUACAGGUCUCAGUAAGAGCCGCACUGUAGACGCCUUCAACCAGGGUCCCUCCGGCAGGCCCACCCCGGGCCGCAGCCCUUCAUCCCUCAGCCUUUUUGAAUCGAGAUUCCGGCAGGAGCCAAAAGACCCUGAGACCAAGUCAUCCGGCAUGUUUGGCUCCAGCUUCCUCAGCGGGGCCAACCCGCUCAAUGCCAUGUCAUCUAUGACCUCCUCUGUCUCCUCCUCUAUAUCCUCUAUGGGCGAUUCUGUCAACAUCCCCAAGUUUGGACUGUUUGGGGAUGAGGAGGAGGGAGAUGCAUCUGCCACACCUGAGUCUAAGCAGGGAGGAAAGCCACCAGGCAAGGGACCUCAGCAAGGGCCAGGUCCAAAGGGACCACAACAGGGAGGACCUCAGAAACAGGGUCAGGGCCCUCCAGGACAGGGGCCAAAUCCAGGGCAAGGACCUCCUGGGCAGGGACCCAGGCAAGGUCAGGGACCACCAGGCCAAGGACCCAAAUCAGGUCAAGGUCCUCCUGGCCAAGGACCCCCUGGGCCGGGCCCCAGGCAAGGUCAGGGUCCACCAGGCCAAGGACCCAAAUCAGGUCAAGGUCCUCCUGGCCAAGGACCCCCUGGGCCGGGCCCCAGGCAAGGUCAGGGUCCACCAGGCCAAGGACCCCCAGGCCAACAGGCCCCCAAACCCGGUCAAGGACCACCAGGUCAAGGCGCCAAACAGGGUGGCCCUCCCCAGCAAAAAGGUGGACCCCCUCAACAAGGACCUGGAAAGCCUGGACCCAAACAGCAAGGCCCACCAGGCCCUGGGGCUCACCCUGGAGAGCCAGCUAAGAGCGGAGGGCCUCCUGGUCAGCAGGGAGGUGGGCUCUGUCCACUGUGUAAGACCACCCAGCUGAACAUUGGGUCUAAGGACCCGCCUAAUUACAAUAACUGCACUGAGUGUAAGAACCAGGUGUGCAGCCUAUGUGGGUUCAGCCCUCCAGACUCAGCGGGAAAAGAGUGGCUGUGUCUGAACUGCCAGAUGCAGCGAGCGAUGGGAGGUAUGGAUCCCCCCGGCAUGACAAAACCCAAACAAGGCUCAGCCCCGCCCUCACCCCAGAGACAGGGACCUGGCAAGCCUGGCAAGCUGCUGAUAAAGCAGCAGAGUACCACCGACCAGGGGUUAACGCCGCCGACCACACCAAGGCAGAAAUCCCCAGGUCCUACCUCUCCUGGGCCAAUUUCCCCAGGCUCCUCAGUGGGAGGAUCUCCCAAAAUUGACCCCAAAACAGGCCGCCCCAUUCAGCAGAAGUCCACACCCCAGCAGUCUCCAGCUAAAGCCAAACAGGAGUCCAGCUUCUUUGGGGGGUUAGGAGGUAUCAGUCUUGGAGGCUUAACAGAUGCGGCCAAACCUCCAGCGGCUGCAGAGUCCGUAACAGGGAAACUAUUUGGCGGGUUGGGCGGUUUGAUGGAAUCGUCAAAGCCUCAAGCGCAGGCUGCGCCAAAGCAGGAGGAGUCAAUGGCUGGGAAGUUUUUUGGUGGUUUUGGAGGGCUGACAGAAUCAACAAAACCUCCGGCUGCUGCUUCUCAGGUGUUCAGCUUUGGAUCGUCGCUCUUGAGUUCAGCCACCAAUAUUGUCGCUGGAGAGGACGAGAAGGCGGCUCAUUCUCCACCUACGUCGCCGCCAGUCUCCCCCGCUGACUCAGGACCAGGUUCCCCUUUGGAUUCUGUCCCCGGCUCACCGCCUGACUCCCCCUUCUCUCCUCCCGGGUCCCCUCCUGAUUCUGACUCAGCUCCUGACACCCCACCUGCUAAGUCCAAGAAACCCCUGAGAACCAUUUCUGUGGAGCAGGAAGAGAAGGCACCAGCAGCCGAACCUGCACCUGCCCCUGCCUCAGCAACCAAGGAAAGCUGCCCUCUCUGUAAUGUGGAGCUGAACAUUGCAUCAGCAGACACGCCCAACUACAGCCUUUGCACUGAGUGCAAGAAGAAAGUGUGCAAUCUGUGUGGAUUUAAUCCUACUCCCCAUUUAGGAGAGAAAGAAUGGCUUUGCCUCAACUGUCAGACCCAAAGAGCCAUGUCAGGCCAGCUGGGAGACAUGCCACCUCCAGCCACGGCUUCCCCAAAAAAGCUACCAUCUGCUCCUGCUCCCUUCUCCACCCCUGUUCCUACUACUGUAGAUAGCAAACCUGUAGUACAAUCAGCAGACCCAACCCCACCACUUCCUGAGACCAAGGUAGUGCCCGCAACCAUUCCCACACCUGGUGCACUCAUUUCACCUUGUCAUGAUACCCCUCUAUCCGUUAGUGAUCCUCCUCCUGAUUGCACCCUUCUGGAAACACAGUCAAAAGAACAAAAACAACAACUAGAAGCUGAACCAGUUUCUGAGCCUGUAAUUAAUCCUGAACAAGAAACUUCAAUUUCAGAGAGUGUAGCCGAAAGUGUCCCUGCAAUCCCAGCAGUUGAGAACAGCUCUGAGAAAAUAGCAGAGGGCCAUCCUCAACCUGAGACAGAGUCAUCUGAUGCUGAUCAACAAUCACAAAGUGCAACUGCCAGUGAAAUCCAAGCAGUAGAGCAACGACAGAGUAGCUCUGAGAAAGCAGCAGAGGACCAUUCUCUCCCUGUGGAAAGUGAGACGCAAAACGUAUUGACUAAUACAGGUUUAGACAAGACAGCAGUCCCUUCUGAGGUAGAAACAGAGCCAAGUCCCAAGAUUACUCAGAGUGAGGCUGCAGCUCCCCUUACAGAUAAUGAGAAAGUGGAGCCUACUCCAGAAAAGCUUACAGAACUGACAACAAAUUCAGCUGAGCCAGAGCCUGCCUUGAUCACAGAUGAAGUGUCACAGGAACUUCCUGUUCAGCUUGAUCCAAAGCCAGAUGCUACAGCUACAAAUGUAAAAGAGGAGAAAAUAACAGAACAGCCAAAUGAGAAACCCCAGAUAGAUGAACCCCAACCUACUGCAGCAGGUCAAACUACAUCAGAUCCAGUAGAUGCAGCGUUUAAUGAGGAGCAAACAGGCGUUACUAUGAAACUUGAGGCUGACAGUGUAGAAAGUGAUGUCAAGGGUGAAGUAACUGCAGAAAUAAAGGUAAUACCAGAACCAAUAAUAGAGAAGGCAGUAACCAGAGAAAGGGCUCCUCCUCUUGUUGAGGUUGUAGACAGUGUUGCUCCCGUGGUCUCUGCUGACAAUGUUGAGGUCCCUAAACCUGAUGAGACUGUUGCAGUUUCAAAGGAGGAAAGUCAAGCUAAUAAAGUGGAAAACAAAACCAUAGAAAAAGACGAGCCUACUCCACUUGACCCUGGAGAUAAGUCACUUCCUGUUGCUCCAGUUGAAGGGGAAACCAAAGCUCUGGAGAAAACAAAAGAGGAGAACACUGUUGAGAAUAACAUUUUUCAAAAAUGUAUUAUUGAAGGGAAAAUAGAUAAUCAGAAAAUACCUGAGAGUGCUGAUGUGGAAACAUCAAUUGAGAUGAAAACAAUAAUGGACACUGAAAAAGAAAGAGCUAUUGAGAAGGCGGUAAUUGAGAAUAAAUCAUCUUAUGGCGAACACUUUGAAGAAGAGCAAGUUCAGAAGAAUGCAGCUGCAGAGAGGGUUUUUGGGGUAAAAGCUGAUGAAGGGAAAGCAUUUGAAGAAGAGGCAACUGAGCAGGAAACAGUUGAGAGCGCAACUGACCACAAACCUCUUGAGGAGAAGGUUAACAAAGCAGAAUCGACUUCAGCACCCUUCUCUACUGAAACAGAGAACAGUUGUCCUGCAAUAGAAAAGAAAGCAUCAGAAACAGAAAAAGAGCCAGCUCCUACUUUCACUGAAGAAAUCCCAGAAAUCCCAAAAGAAGAGAUACAUACAGAGAUAGAACGAGCAGCAAAGUAUGAGUCAUCACCUGCUGUGGAAAACCUUGUUGAGACAGUACCUUUGCCAGAGACGUCAGAGGAGAAAGAAAAGCCUAUGGUCAAAGCAGAGAGUUUAGCAAAGAAGGAAGAAAAGCAGACACCUAUAGAUACAAUGCUAAAAGCAGAUGAUAAAUCUGAGAAAGAAGUUGUUAUGUCUGUUCCCCCAACUUCCGAUUUUAGCGAGCAAGAAAAGGUCAAUGUCAAGGAGUCGAUGCAAAGUGUAGAGAUAGUGUUAUCCUCAGGUGUCAUUAGUGAGACACAAGUCAGAGAUAAAGCCUGUGAGGAGGAGAAGCUCAUUCAGAAUGAGACAGAAGCUGGUUCACAAAAGACAAACAGUACUGCUGAAAAUCAACAUGAAAUAGAGAGAGAGAUGUUAGCUCUGAGAGACACUGAUGAGAAACAGCUCGAGAAAGUUGCAGAGCACAAUGUGUCAAUCAGUGGGAAGGAACUCGACAAAAAAGAGGUUGCUGGCAGCAUCGAGGAACCUAUUUCAGAAUCAGAGACAUGCACAGUCUGUGACAAAGAUGGCACUCUGCGGUCUGAUGUAGGAAAUAGCACAACAUCAAAGAAGAAUGAAGUAUCAGAGACAACUUUUGAAAAUGUGUCUGUAUCAGUAGCUUCAGUCCCUGUAGCAGAACCUGAAAUCCAAGUCUCUGUAGUUAGUGAGGAGGACAAAGACCCAAUAGAGAAUAUUAACGUGGAGGAAAAAACGGAGGCUAAAGAUCAGCUUUUUGGAAAGCCCAGUAAAGAAGAUGCAGUCGCUGAGAUGAAAACAGCAGAGAGCUUGAGAGAGCCUGGAGAGAACGAAAUAGCUGCCAAAGAGGGCAGUCCCACCAGCCCAUCAGACCUUGCAAAAUUAGAAAGCACAUUCCUUCCCAUUCUUGAGGCCCAGACAAGCACGCAACCAAAGAAUGAGGAGAAACUAACAGACACUCUAAAGACCAGACGUAAAUUAGAGGUGCUUCCUCUCUCACUUGACUCACCUAGCUCAGAAGAUGACAGAGAACUUUGUGAGAAGAAUACUAAAGGUACCACAAAGAAAAAGCUCCUUGUACCCAUGGAUGUCAGAGCAGAUUCCCUGGAUGAUAGCAGUGAAAGCUUUGGAAAAGAAAGUCCAAUGUCAGGGGAUGAUGAGGAAUUUAUCCGAAAACAGAUCAUGGAAAUGAGUGAGAAUGAGGAUGCUUCCCCGUCUGAUGAGGAAAAUAUAAUCCGGCGAAAGAUCAGAGAGGAUGAGAAGAAACAAAUCGAAGAGAAGAAAACAGCGGCUGUAGAGAGGGGUACAUCCGGAAAAGCCAGACGACUUACCAAGAAAAGCACUAUAAGUCCAGAUGAUGAAGAAGAGAAGCAACUCCGCAGCUCAUUGGAUAAACCUGAUAUAGACAAAGGGGACGGACCAGAACCAAAAGAAGAGGAGUGUCAGACUGGUUCUGCAGUUCGCAAAUUCCGAACUAUGGAGCUGAAUACAACCAGCAGCCCUGUGCGUAUACCUAAUGAUGAUGGUGAGCCCGAAAUGGAAAGCCUUACAGACUCUCCAGAUGAUCGAUCUAGAGGUGAGGGGUCAUCUAGUUUACACGCAUCGAGCUUCACUCCUGGGACUUCACCAACAUCCCUCUCAUCACUGGAUGAAGACAGUGACAGUAGUCCCAGUCAUGUCUGUUCUGGUGAGGGAAAACAACAUAGGAAAGCCAAACACAGACAACCUGGUCAAAUGCUGCCAACUAUUGAAGAUUCUUCUGAGGAAGAAGAAUUACGGGAAGAGGAGGAGCUGCUCAGGGAGCAAGAAAAACAGAGGGGCUCAGGGAAAAAAUCCAAGAAAGACAAAGAAGAGAUUCGAGCCCAGAGAAGGCGAGAGCGUCCAAAGACACCACCAAGCAAUCUGUCCCCCAUUGAAGAUGCCUCACCAACCGAGGAACUGAGGCAAGAGGCUGAAAUGGAGGAGAUCAGACGAUCAUCCUGUUCUGAUUUCUCCCCCAGUAUUGAAUCAGACCCUGAAGGGUUUGAAAUCCAUGCCGCAAAGAUCGCAGCAGUUCAAAAAACUUAUCAACUGCCUAUGUCAGUAACUCUUCACUCCCCAACAGAUGAUAAAAAUACUGAUAACCAACAGAAAAAAACUCUCAAAUCUGCUGACGAGGCAUAUGAGGAAAUAAUGCUGAGGGCUACGUCUCCAACAGUUGAUAAAAGUGAGAUUCAGUUGGGAAAAGAGUCCCUUUAUGGAGGCAUGCUCAUUGAAGACUAUGCCUAUGCAUCUCUUAUUGACAAUUCAACAACUGAUCUUGGGGAGCCACAGAAGAUUGGUGUUCCUGCACAGCCCAAAAAGCUGAGAUCACCAGAUGAAGUUUAUGAAGAUAUGAUAAAGAAGAGGAAAGAAUUUAUGCAGCUGGAGCAGGAGUAUCAAAAUAUGCAGCCAGCAAAGGAAAGCACUACCCCAGAAAUUGUAUUGCAACCUGCUGAGAAUAUCUUCCCCAAAAGCAGUACAGUAACGUUAGGCAAAGACGGGAAGCCAUUGUUAGAUGCUGAAACUGCCUAUGAAGAGCUAAUGAAAAGAGUGCUGACUCCUGGAACAAGUCCAACUCCAGAAGUGGAAGCCACUGCAACUAGAAGGGCACUCCACCCCAUCCCAGACUUAAAGGUGACACAGUGCUCUUCAGGAGAGUUGUCUUCUGAUGACGAGAGUGUAAUUAAAAAGCAAGAGGAGAUGACUGUGGUAUCAGACACUACAACAGCUACUGAAACUGAGCCUGUGACAAUGUUUUCUGAGUCUCCUCCAUCAUCCACAUCAGAUCAGCAACCUCACACUACAAUCACAGCAUCCCAGGCUGAUGUUGUGGACUUAUCUAGUGCUCUCCCAAGAACAUCAGCCCAUGUGACUGCCAGUGUUACACCCUUGCCCACGGUCCCCCAGUACACACCCAGUAUUCCUAGUGUAGUGUCAACUGCCCCACCUGUCCCCCCCAAGCCAAGCGUUCUGCGUAGGGCUAAUUCUCAGGAAAAAGCAGAAGUACCUGUUGCACCACCACUGCCUCCUCCCACCCCACCAAAACCUACUGUUUUUCCCAGGAAACCUCCAGUUCCACUUCCACCUCAGGCUUCAGCCACUCUAACCAAGCCAGAGACAGUGGCUAUGACUGCAGCCCAAGGACCAUCCACAAGACAAGCAGUUACACCAAUGUACAAACCUCAUGUUCCCCCUCCUGUUCCCCCCAAACCAUCUAUUCCUGCUGGGAUUGGGGAUAGCAACAGACCAGGACAUGGUGUCAAACCACCAAUUGCACCAAAGCCUGGCUCACAGCCUUCUUCGCCCGCCCAUGCCCCACAUCCACCAAGACCCACUGUACUUCCCACUGGUCCUACUGACAUAGCCCUGAAUCUGAGCCCUUCUUCUGAGAGCAAGCUGUUUCAACCCUCACCAAAGUCUCCUUCUUCUCCAAGAUAUGCCAGCAAUCUUCGUGACACAUAUGUGGUCAUCACACUGCCAUCGCAGCCCAGCUCUCCAGUAGAUAGUGUCUUAACUCAAGCUCCCUCUAGCCCUGGCUUAGCAUCUCCUUCAUGCCAAACUCAGCCCCAAUGUUAUUACCAACCACAGCCUCAACCUCAAGUACAUCCACAGCAGCAUCCACAACCAACCCUUCCUCAAACAACCAGGGUGCCACUGGCAUACACACGUGUCACAGAAUCCAUUGAAAGUCAAGAGAUUUGUAGCCCAGAAAAACAUGUAUCUAGUUCUUGUCACAUAAUUGAGGCUAUAUCUGCGUCAGCACAGCCACCUGUGGUUAUGCCUAACCUCAUCUCUCAAGUGGUCACUACAGAAGUCCAAAGGACCAUGGUCUCUGUUGUUCAUGAAAGGGCACCACCACCAGUGCCAGCUCCAAGGGCAAAUGGUGUCCCAAUCUCGAUGGAGAAACCUAAGCCCCAACUGCCGGCACAGAAUGGACAGGGCUUCCAACCCUCUGAGGUGGUAGAUCUUAGGACUAUGAAGGUGGACCUAGAAUCAGACAUGAAUGGUGUGGAUCUGUCUGCUGGCCCAGACUCAAGACGUCAGUCCUUUGCAACUGAUGUCAGUCGUCAGAACAGUGCAGUGCAAUCGCCUGUGGUUAACCUUAGUGCUGAAUCAUCCACUGUUUCUAUAGUGACUGAUAGCAUCACCAUUGUGACCUGUUCUGCCACAAUCCAGCAGUGUGAAAACAUAGAAACCUCUCAAGCAUCAUCAGUGCCCCUUCAGCUCACAAAAAACAAAGCAUUUGAACCCGUUUCUCAAAUUAUAUAUCGGCCAAUUGAUUCUCAGCCCUGCACUCAUGUAGGUACAGAGAUCCCUAUUAACCUCUCACUUGGAUCAAGCACAGGUGGAGUAACUUUCCAAACCACCCCUGUCACUAUUGCACCCACUUCUAUUGGUUGUGUUGCCAAUGGAUUAACUACCGGUACAACCACAGUGGCAGGAGCUGUUGACCUUAGUACAACAAAACCAUUCAACACUGUGGUAUCAGUGGAUGCUGCUUCUGCGGAAGUGGCCACAGCUGUAAUCACAGAUGAUGAUGGCAAACCAGUGGAUCUGACAGCAGGAAAAAGAGCUGUGUGCUGUGAUGUAGUGUACAAUCUCCCAUUUGCAAGAAGCUGCACUACUCAACAACCUACCACACCCCUGCCUGAAGACCGUUUUGGAUAUCGUGAUGACCAUUACCAGUAUGACAGAUCACCUUAUGGCAUGAGAGGGUUUGGUGGAAUUAAACCAUCAAUGUCAGACACUAACUUAGCAGAAGCUGGUCUGUUCUUUUACAAGAGUAAGAACAGCUAUAAUUUCAGUGGCACCACUGAGGGUGCAGUAGAUCUUACCUCUACGAAGAUUUCUGAUGCAGGUGAAGCUGUUGACUACUCCAAGAAAGGGACUUACGCAGGAAUGACAAUUCCACCAUAUUCCCAAGCCAGAGUCACAAGUGCUGUUGGUACACUUUUUGGUACAAGCAGUGUCUUGAGGUCAUCAAAUGGGGUGGUGUAUUCCUCUGUUGCAGCACCAAUACCAUCUACUUAUGCCAUUACCACCCAACCUGGGUCCAUCUUUAGUACAACAUACAACACCCUGUCAGGUAUGCAUACCAGCGACACAAUGCCUUCAUUGUCCAACCUCCAGAACUUGCCACUUACACGGUCCCACAGUUUCCUUUCCACCAUCUCCACUACUGCAAUAGAAGAGCAAGGGGAUGCCCCACUCAAUCUGGAGAUCUCUAGAGGGGAUACUACUGCUGCCCGUGCUGUCACCACAGCAACAACCUCUUUAUCCCUUGACACCUACACUGAUGCAUCCUUGGAGGCAAUAGCUGCUUCUCUUGAGGCUCUGUCUUCACCCAUGGUUCCUGGGGAUGGCCAGUAUCAGGCAGAGCGUGAGAGGCUAGAGAUGGAGAAACUCAAGCAACAACGCCUGGCUGAGGAAUUAGAGUGGGAGCGCCAGGAGAUUCAGCGGUUCCGUGAGCAAGAACAGCUCCUGGUACAGAAGGAACUGGAGGAGCUGCAGGCUAUGAAGCAGCAUAUCCUGUCCCAACAAGAAGAAGAAAGACAGGCUCAUCUUAUGAUGCAGAAAGAAACCUAUGCCCAGCAACAGCAGCAGCUUGAGCAGAUUCAGAGACUCCAAGAGCAACUGCGCCUGCAACUGGAAGAGCAAAAGCUUCGUCAGAUGUACCCAGGUGGGGACAUACCAGGGCAUGGUUUGCAGGAGGCAAUUGUCUUAGGACCUGAUGGCACAGUGCUGGCCCGAAAGAUCACAGAUAGUGGGUGCCAGACAGAUGAAGAGGAUGAGGCAGUCAGCAAAGCUUACACAGCAGGGAGAAAAAAGAAAACUGCUAAAAAGAGUGUUGACAGUUGUGUGCAGACUGAUGAUGAGGAUCAAGAGGAAUGGGAAGCUCAGACCAGAAACCGACAAAGCCGGCCACGCACUGCCAGGGGUGAUAGGGGUGGGCAUUCAGAAAUGUCUCUUCAAGCCCACACUGAGAUUUCUAUUCAAACAGAUACAGAGGGGAACAUUAGAAUGGACACCAGGAUGGAGCUGUCUGACUCUGAAAGGACAUCACCAAAGAAACGGCCUACCCCCUUAGAAAUAGGCCAGCCUCCUAACCUCAAAGUUGAUUCCUCUACGCUUCAAGCACCUCCUAAAUCUCCCAAAGUGCUCUAUUCCCCCAUAUCCCCCUGUAUAUCUCCUAGCAAAUCCCUUGAGUUUGUGUCCUAUGAGAACUCACUGGGUGAUACAAGCCCACAAAAGCUAAGAGGAAGCGAGGAUCCAUCGAAAGCCUCUCCAGCAAGUCCCAGAGCCAUGCAGAGAUCCAUGUCUGACCCUAAGCCCAUGAGUCCAACAGGAGAAGAAAGGGCAACAUCUGGUACCCAGUAUGGUGAUAGCUAUACUGGGAAAGGUUCAGGUGGCACCCCAACAGGCACUCAAAAGAAGGUGAAGAGGACUCUCCCCAAUCCACCGUCAGAGGAUGAGUCAUCAACCAGUGGCCAAACAGCAUACAGCACUGGUUCUGCCCGCCGAAGAAUGUGCCGCAACUCCAAUAUGGCACGUGCCAAGAUCCUACAAGACAUUGAUCGUGAGCUAGAUAUGGUGGAGCGUGAGUCUUCCAAACUCCGCAAAAGACAAGCAGAGCUAGAUGAGGAGGAGAAAGAGAUUGAUGCAAAGCUUAGAUACUUGGAGAUGGGCAUUAAUCGUAGAAAGGAUGUGCUACUGAAGGAGAGAGAGAAGAGGGAAAGGGCCUACUUACAGAGUGUUGCAGAGGACAGAGACUACAUGUCAGACAGUGAGGUUAGUAACAUCCGAGAGACUAGAGGUGGCCGUGGAAGUGGUGAAGAUGAGGAGAUUGAAGGUCAUGGUCUUGAACGUCCCAGGACAGCUCCCCAGUCAGAAUUGGAGGACUUUGUCCCGCCUCAAACCAAGCAUGAGUAUGGAAAAUACUCCCAAUACCAAUACCCUCAAAGCCAAUACCAGCAGUCUCUCUACCAGACUCCACAGUCUUACCAAUCUCAUUCUAUCUACUCCUCUGUCCCCUCGCUCACUAGCGCCCAGCAGCAGAGUUAUCACCAGAUGCUCCUGUUGCAGCAAAAAGCUGCCAGACAAGCUGCCCUCCUCUCAGAACUGGAUGCAACUAAAUACGAAAUCAUUAGCCGCCAACCUGAUCCUACAUCAUCAGCUUACAUGGGAGUCAAGUAUGACAAAUAUGGAAACCACCUUGACCUCAGAGCCUUGGACGUGGGCAGUAUAGCACGUAGCCCCAUGUCAACUGUCUCUGAUUCCUAUUACACAGAUGUAGAUCACCAUACACCUCGGAGUUACAUGUUACUGGAAGAUGCUGCAGAACUGGCUAAGGGCUCCACAGGCCUGUCUUCAUCUUAUAGUCUGGCUGAGAGGGAGCUGGCUAAGGCAGAGAAGCUUCUGCGCAGGAGUGCUGCAGAUCUGUGUUCUACUGACUAUCUGGGAUCCACCUCUAGACUCCAUACAUUUGGAAAGACCCCUGAUGAAGAGGAUACAAUGGAGGAACCCUACGAACUAAAACUUCUGAAGCAGCAGCUCAAGCAAGAGUUUAGGAGAAGUACAGGUGGGUCAGAAAACUUAGAACAACUCACAGGUCUCUCCCAGCAUUACUAUACCCCAAGCUCUGGCAUCUCUAGUUACUCCCAAAGACAAUAUCCAAAGACAGAUAAGUACAGCAUCAGUCGUCUUACUCUGGAGAAGCAGGCAGCUAAACAACUCCCAGCAUCCGUGUUGUACCAAAAACACAAGGCUCCAUUGUUAGAUCCUAAGAUCUCCUCCAAGUAUUCCUCUAUUACAGAUAACAGAGGUUUGGAGACAGACUAUACCAGCUAUCUUGGGUCUACCAGUGUAUCCCCAAGAUCCAGCCGGCUUUCGCAGGAUGAGAUUACCUUCGGCCUUCGUAAGAAUAUUGCAGAGCAGCAAAAAUACCUGGGGUCCACCUUGGGUGCCAACUUGGCUGGGUCACUAAACUUGGGCCAAAGCUUAGGUUUGGACACUGCCUAUCCUAGUGGUAGUCGUUCAAGACCCUCAUCCAGGCCCACAUCUUGCUAUGGUCUGGACUUGUCAAUCAAAAGAGACCCUUCCAGCUCUUCACUGAGGCUUAAAGGAGACGGAGAAGCAUCUGGAGAUGGACCAAGCUAUCAAACCCCAUCUGGUCGCACCAAACCCACCAGCCUUCCCAUUGUGCAAAGUGGCCGUGGUCGGAUACCCAUAGUGGCCCAGAACUCGGAGGAAGAGAGUCCAUUGAGCCCUGUUGGGCAGCCUAUGGGCAUGGCCCGUGCAUCAGCUGGACCUCUGCCACCCAUCUCAGCUGAUUCAAGGGACCAGUUUGGUUCCUGCCUGUCUUUGCAGGACUCCCAGCAGCAGCAACAUAUCAGGGAAGAGCCGACCAGGGGUAGGGGUUAUGUGCUGCUGGAUGACCUUCAGGGCACCAUGUCAGAUAGUGAAGCCCUAAGUGAUUCCCUGAUGGCUUUGAACAGAGACGAUGCAACCAAUGAUUCUGAAGUGGUGCUUGUUUUUAUCCCUGAAGCCUACCAUCUUAGACGAGAAGAGACGGAUUGGUUUGACAAACCUAGAGAUGGACGGUCAGAAAAUGGACAAGAGAAGAGACAGGGAAAAGGCCCGUACUACCCCUUCCCUCACCUCAGGGUCAAACUGCAGAGGGAUCCCAAAGACCGCAGUGUCUCAGGAAAUGGUCUGGGCAUACGUGUGGUUGGAGGGAAAGAGGUCCCUGGCUGUAAUGGAGACAUUGGAGCCUAUGUUGCCAAAGUCCUACCUGGUGGAGCUGCAGAACAAACAGGAAAGAUUCUUGAAGGAAUGCAAGUCCUGGAGUGGAAUGGUAUUCUUCUGACGGGGAAGACCUAUGAAGAGGUACAAGGGCUCGUCGGACAGUUGUGUAAUGAGGCAGAAGUGUGUGUCAGACUUGAUCUCAACAUGCUGGCUGAGUCUGAAGUGUCUGAGCACCUGGAUUUCCAUGAGCACAGCAAAGGUGACAGACCUCCCAGGUCACCAGGUGUUGACCCUAAGCAGCUGGCGGCUGAGCUCCAAAAAGUGUCCCAGCAGCAGGCUCCCACCUCCACCUCUUCCUCCGGCUUGCCCGCCACCACCUCAGCGACCUCCAGCCCCGGUCAGCCAGGAUCACCCUCUGUCAGCAAGAAACGCCACAGCAGCAAGACUGCAGAGGUAACGAAGACUCCGUCCCACCCCAUCUCUGGAGAGAUACAGCUUCAAAUCCACUACGACAAGCAGCUUGGCAACUUGAUUGUUCACGUCCUGCAGGCCAGAAACCUGGUCCAGCGGGAUAACAAUGGCUACUCUGACCCAUUUGUUAAAGUGUAUCUUCUACCUGGGAGAGGUGCUGAAAACAAGAGGAGGUCCAAACACGCAGGCAAGAGUAUCAACCCGGAGUGGAACCAGACUGUCAUCUAUAAAAACAUCCUCCUGGAGCAACUGAGGAAGAAGACCCUGGAGGUGAGCGUGUGGGACUACGACAAGUGCUCCUCUAAUGAUUUCUUAGGAGAGGUCCUUAUAGACCUGUCCAACACAGCCCAGCUGGACAACGUCCCGCGGUGGUUGCCCUUAAAGGAGCAGAGCGAGGGGGAUCACCACCGGCGCUCCCACUCAGGCCAGGGCCGACACAGUUCCUCUAAACCCUCCUCACUGCACUCCUCCCCUAAAACCACUGGCUCCUCACAUGACAAUCAGGAUUCCCCAAAAUCAUCUGUCAUCAAGAGCCGAAGCCACGGGAUCUUUCCAGAUCCGGCCAAGGACACGCAGGUGCCCACUAUCGAGAAAUCUCACAGUAGCCCUGGCACAUCGAAGCCUUCCCCGUCCGAGGGCCAGAGCCAAAGCCAAAGCCACAGCCACGGACACAGCCAACACUCUCGCUCGCACGGUGCUUCCCGCUCCAGCAAAAGUGCUGCACGGCAACACCAUCAGGACAGCGGCACUGGAAGCGGCAGGGGCGCUGCCAUAGCAACGGGCGAUGCCCCACAACAGUCACAGCAGCAGCAGCAGCCGCCGCCGCAACGCCUCCAACCAAGCCAAAGAGGCCGCCUCUCACUGAGGCACCAGAGACACAGCGUAGUGGGCGUGCUCACCAUUCAGAGAGCCCAGUCCGAUUGGCUGCCUGCCCUGCCAUCGGUUGUGUCGGCCAAAGGGAGCAGAGCAGACGGCAGACACCUGACCCUCAGGAAAGCCGUGUCAGAAGAGAGGCCGCAGAGCAUCGGAGCUCGGUCGAGCCACAGAUCCAGUGAUGCCCCAGUCACAGCAGCCUCACUGGACAGCGGCCUGAGUGGCAGCGCCUACAGCCUGUUGGAUGAAGACGGAGAGACAAACGAGGUGGACAGUGCCAUCUUCCAGGUUCCCCGAUUUGGAAAGAUCCCAAAUGGCACAGACGGGAUGAAAUCAUCUAUGGGACACAGUGACACUGAAGGUAAGUCCCAGGUAAUGGGGGAGAUAAAGAUCGCUCUGAAGAAGGAAAUGAAGACGGAGGGCGAGCAGCUGGUCCUCGAAAUUCUUCAAUGUCGCAACAUCACCUACAAGUUCAAGACUCCAGACCACCUGCCUGAUCUGUAUGUGAAGCUCUAUGUGGUGAACAUCGCCACCCAGAAAAGGAUCAUCAAGAAGAAGACCAGAGUGUGUCGUCAUGACCGCGAGCCAUCAUUUAACGAAACCUUCCGCUUCGGCAUGAACCCCACCGGACACUCUCUACAGCUGUUCCUGGUGUCCAAUGGUGGCAAGUUUGUAAAGAAGACCCUCAUUGGCGAGGCCUACGUUUGGCUAGACAAAGUCGACCUACGCAAGCGAGUGGUGAGCUGGCACAAACUUCUUGCCAGCACCGCCCAGAUCCACUCAUAGAACGAGUCACAUUCUAAAAAAAACUAAACCUAACAUGGCAGGAAGAGGUUUCUGGCAUCUAAGGACACUUAGCUUCAACAUCCCAAUCUGGG
Molecule: messenger RNA, 15226 nt
Organism: Micropterus dolomieu (smallmouth bass)
Lineage: Eukaryota; Metazoa; Chordata; Actinopteri; Centrarchiformes; Centrarchidae
Gene: pcloa
Product: piccolo presynaptic cytomatrix protein a
Exons: 26
Coding region: 135-15134 (4999 amino acids)
Biological process (GO): protein localization to synapse; presynaptic active zone assembly
Cellular component (GO): GABA-ergic synapse; membrane; glutamatergic synapse
Molecular function (GO): structural constituent of presynaptic active zone; metal ion binding; protein binding
Source: RefSeq, a predicted model, not a curated record